GAGCGUUUCAAAAGAAGACGACUUGUUAAAGACAUGACAAUGGCUCCAGCAUCAGCAGCUGAUGGAUGCUGUGGACCACCAUAAGCAGCACAGGCUGGGGUCCACAGCCCCUGGUCUGUCUCGGCAUCUCAAGGUGGAUUUGCCUAACCCUGACCCUUACCCAGAGGAGACUACCACUACCACCAUUAAUAUGGACCUGCACAUUGCCAAGGAGAAUAACAAUGAGGUGAGAUGGAGGCCUGCAAAUAUUCCAGUACCUACAAGUCAUAUUUUAAAUAGCAAUUUAAUAGUCUUUAAACAGUAAUAUAACGAAAACACAAAUGCUAUGAUCCAACAAAUGUAGGCUAUUUUAUUAAAAAAAUAAUAUAUAUACUUUGAGCGUGUGGAAAUCAAAGGUAAGCGGGACAAAAAGGUCCCUGUCUUACUCAGCCCAGACAUGGUGUCCUCCAUACAGAUGCUGGUGACUUAUCGAGGACGAUGUGCUGUGCCACCUGAGAAUGUGUAUUUGUUUGGUAGACCUGAGGCAGAAAGUCACGUCAGAGGAUCUGAUGCCAUCCGUGCCUUUGCACAUGAAUGCGGGGUGAAGGACCCUCAAACAUUGACAUCGACAAGAUUAAGGAAACAAAUGGCAACAAUGUCACAAGUUCUGAACUUGAAAGACAAUGAGGAGGACUGCCUCGCAGGUUUUAUGGGUCACAACAUCAGGGUCCAUCGACAAUAUUAUCGGCUCCCUGAAGGGACAUUACAAGUUGCCAAAGUUGCUUAUGGCCUGUGAGAGAGGCGAGCUAUCACAAUUUAAAGGCAUGACAUUGGACGAGAUCAGCAUUGAUCCAACUGAGGAAGUACCUGACGACGGCUCUCUAUCUGGAAGUGAAGAUGAAGGUGUGAUGUCGAGUUUAUCCUCCAACUCAUCAGGUCUAAGACCAGUUGAGAGGACAACUACAGAGGAGGACCAGGAGUCUGAAUCACAGCUAACCAGAGGUAGAUCAAGGACCUGGACAAAGGACCAUGAGUCUGCCUCAUCACAUCCGAGAAAAGGAGUGUCAAGACCUGUGAAAAAGAGGACACCUACAGAGGACCACGAGUCUGAUACAUCACAGCCAGAAGAAAGAAAGAAAAACGAUUCAUCAAGAAAGAAGAGGAAGAUGUGGAGCAAAGAAGAAAUCCAAGCUGUGGAACAGGAGCUGAUGCACAGCAUUAAGACUGGCAAGGUUCCUGGUAAAGCACAGUGUCUUGAAUGUAUCCGUGCAUUUCCAGAGGCACUUAAAGGUAGGACCUGGGAUGCUGUCAAGUACUACGUGAAAAACAGAAUAGACGCUUGGAAGCGGCAGUCAAUGUCACACUAACUGCAAGUUGUUCUUGCUCUUUUGUGUUCGAAAGAGGCAGUUCUAACAGUGACCAUCGUUUGAUCUGAGUCAUAAUUUUUUAUUUAUUUUAAGAGGUACAAUUUGUAUCGGUUGUGCUACAUUUAAAAAUGUUAUUACCAUGUUUGUGUACUAUAACCAUUUACUUGACUGUUUAUCUUGCAUGGGAAAGAGAAGAGUGGUUACAUCAAGAAGAGUUCUAUUAUGUUUGAUCCUUGUACUACAAAAGAGAUAAACCUUGG
Gadus chalcogrammus (walleye pollock) is the source of this 1606-nucleotide messenger RNA. RefSeq lists its product as uncharacterized. NCBI's taxonomy places the organism in Eukaryota, Metazoa, Chordata, Actinopteri, Gadiformes, Gadidae. The transcript is spliced from 7 exons. The coding region runs from base 663 to 1346 and encodes 227 amino acids. The record is from RefSeq and is a predicted model, not a curated record.